UCUUGCGGCCGAUCCCGGCUGCGGCGUGGGAAACAGCCGCGAGGAGCCGACCGCGCCGCCGCGGGAGCCGCGCCUUCCCGGACCCAAAGAGGGAGGGAGGAAGGGAGGAAGGGAGGAGGCUGGCAGGGCCCCUGGGCGCUGCGCCCCGCUCCGCGUUGGUGGCUCGGGCUGGGCUGUUCCCCACGCCGUCUUCGCCGCGAUGAAGCGCCCUUGCGAGGAGACGACCUCCGAGAGCGACAUGGACGAGACCAUCGACGUGGGAAGCGAGAACAAUUACUCGGGGCAAAGUACUAGCUCUGUGAUUAGAUCAAAUUCCCCAACAACAACAUCUCAGAUUAUGGCAAGAAAGAAAAGGAGAGGGAUAAUAGAGAAAAGGCGUCGAGAUCGAAUAAAUAACAGUUUAUCUGAGUUGAGACGACUGGUGCCAACUGCUUUUGAAAAACAAGGAUCUGCAAAGUUAGAGAAAGCCGAAAUACUGCAAAUGACAGUAGAUCAUCUGAAGAUGCUUCAGGCAACUGGGGGUAAAGGCUACUUUGACGCACACGCUCUGGCCAUGGACUUCAUGAGCAUUGGUUUCCGGGAGUGCCUAACGGAAGUGGCCCGGUACCUGAGCUCCGUGGAGGGCCUGGACUCCUCCGACCCCCUGCGGGUGCGACUGGUCUCUCAUCUCAGCACGUGUGCCUCGCAGCGGGAGGCGGCGGCCAUGACGUCCUCUCUGGCCCACCACCACCAUCCCCUGCACCCGCACCACUGGGCGGCAGCCUUCCACCACCUCCCCGCGGCCCUGCUCCAGCCCAACGGACUCCACGCGUCCGAGUCUACGCCUUGUCGCCUCUCCACCGCUUCGGAAGUGCCUCCUGCCCACGGCUCCACCCUCCUCACGGCCACGUUCGCCCACGCCGACUCCGCCCUUCGGAUGCCGGCCACGGGCAGCGCAGCCCCCUGCGUGCCGCCUCUCUCCACCUCCCUCUUGUCCCUCUCCGCCACUGUCCACGCGGCCGCGGCCGCGGCCACCGCAGCGGCGCACAGCUUCCCUCUGUCCUUCGCGGGGGCCUUCCCCAUGCUUCCCCCUAACGCAGCUGCAGCCGUGGCAGCCGCCACAGCCAUCAGCCCGCCCUUAACCGUGUCGGCCACGUCCAGCCCGCAGCAGACAAGCGGUGGAACAAACAGUAAACCUUACCGACCCUGGGGGACAGAAGUGGGAGCUUUUUAAGUUUUCACUGAACUUUUUGCAAUGGUAACCGAAUGUCCUUCGUUUCCGAGUCAGCUUAAACCUCUGCACCCUGAAAGUAGCCAUACAGAUGUCUACAGAUCCACAAAGGAACAAUAAAGCUAUUUGAGACACAAACCUCACAAGUGGAAAUGUGGUAUUAUCUUUUUUCUCUUGUUUUGUUUAGGGCAGCUUGGUAACUGACAUCAGCAACUUUUGAAAACUUCACACUUGUAUUCAUUUAGAAGUUUCCUGGAAGAUAUAUGGACUGUAUCAUCCAGCAGUACAUCAGUAUGUCUGAAUUGGGGGAAGGGGGGGGGGAGGGAAGUCCUGACUGGAUUCUCUUUAAACUAGAUGAAAAAAAAAAAAAUUCGUGUUUCAUAAGUGCCUGAGCUAGUAAAGUUUUCUUCUGAAUAUAUAACAUUGCACAAGUAAAGAAGAGCGUAGAGGUUAGGUUAAGAAAGGAAAGGGACAGAAGUCUUAUAUUAGGCUGCAGACAUUUUAAUACAGUGCCAGAGAAGAGUACUGUGUUGAAACCAACAGGUUUUAUUCGCCAAAAGGAUUGCUGAAAAUAAUUUUCAAGUUGAAAGACCCUAGUUUUAUCUUAGUUUGCUUUCUUUGUACAGACUUGCCUGCCAAGUGGUGACAUUUAGCAAUGCAUUGGUAUAAGCAAUUAUUCCAUCAGUGCUCAGAUUAACAACCAUUUCUGCCCUGCCUGCAAGCCCCCAGGCACUUUUUUCAUGGCUCAAAAUAUGGUGCUUCUUUAUGUAAACCAUGCAUUUAUAUAGAGAGUGCACCUAAAAGCAGUUGCCUACCAUGUGCCCAUUUGAUUCAUGCCAACUUGAAAAUUCUCCAGUUUGUAAAAGUUUAGGUUAAUUUAUUGUUUCAUUUGGACUGUUUUUACAUACUUACCCUCUUCAUUUCGUCCUGAUAAUGUGUAAUGUCUAUUCUCGUCACCCUUUGGGAAAAGUUGCAUUUCUGGAGGUGAUGAGACAGAGAUAGAGCAUUGGGAAGAGAAAAGCCACGAUUUUUAAAAGCUCUUUGUCAAGCUUAUGAUUGCAUUUGAUCCCAAAUCAAGAUGAAUGUAUGCAAUGGGAUGUACAUAAAUUAUUUUUGUUCAUGCCUAGACUAGUGCUACAUAAUGGUGUUUUUCUUUUGUUUUUUUUAUUCUGUUUAAUGACAAAGUAAUCUCUUAAUACAUUAAAAUUGAGUACAUGAGAUUUUAUGUUUGAAAGAUAAAGACACAGCAUGUAUUAUUAUGCACUUCAUUUCUCUGCUGUGUGGAGAAAGCAAUAAACAUGAGAAUGUUAAA
This is a messenger RNA of Leptonychotes weddellii (Weddell seal), 2522 nucleotides long. RefSeq names its product hes related family bHLH transcription factor with YRPW motif 2 (gene HEY2). Gene Ontology annotation, molecular function: protein dimerization activity; DNA binding. Gene Ontology annotation, biological process: regulation of DNA-templated transcription. The record is from RefSeq and is a predicted model, not a curated record. Lineage: Eukaryota; Metazoa; Chordata; Mammalia; Carnivora; Phocidae.